Messenger RNA from Sebastes umbrosus (honeycomb rockfish), 2686 nucleotides. It is a transcript of the gene dbh, whose product is annotated as dopamine beta-hydroxylase (dopamine beta-monooxygenase). Gene Ontology annotation, biological process: dopamine catabolic process; octopamine biosynthetic process; norepinephrine biosynthetic process. The transcript is spliced from 12 exons. The record is from RefSeq and is a predicted model, not a curated record. Bases 468 to 2333 code for a protein of 621 amino acids. Gene Ontology annotation, cellular component: secretory granule membrane. Gene Ontology annotation, molecular function: copper ion binding; dopamine beta-monooxygenase activity. NCBI's taxonomy places the organism in Eukaryota, Metazoa, Chordata, Actinopteri, Perciformes, Sebastidae.
GACAACUCACAAGGGAGGAGUCUCUUAAAAACCACGGAGGGGGAUGAGACGGAGAGAGACAGAGCAGUUGUUCUGAGGAAAGAGACAAUACCCACAAGGGCUUGGAAACAGAGAAACCUAAAGACUGGAAAGUUUAGAAAGACUCAAAAGACAAGUAAAACUUUUCAGAAAAUGAGGGCCUGAGAGGAUAGAAAACAUGGGAAGAAAAGAAUAAACAACCUCACCUGACCACUGCGAGGGAGAUACUGUGGGUCCACUGUGGCCAGAAAGGAGAGUAGAGCUGAAAAAAGGCAAACAAAACCAUUAGAACUCGUACAGAACUACAGCAUUGUGACGACAGCGCUGCAGAAAAAACUUUCUGGAUAGAACUCCACAUCAACUCUGGCUGAAGAGACUGAAGACGGAAAGAUAAGAAAGAAGAAAAUUUGCUACCACACUGACUCCAAUUGAGACCCAUCAUUUAGGCUAUGAGAAUCUGCAAUAAGAACCUUCGCCUUCAAGACAUCACCAUCAUGUACCUCACCGCCCUGGCUGCUCUAAUGGUCAUCUUGGUGGCUUCGUAUCAGGCACCCACCGAUGCCAUCGAAGUGUCCAAUCUCAAAUCGAACCCCUCCAGCCCUCUUCCACCUCUCCCCAUGCCCUUCCGCGUGCCCCUCGACCCACGCAAGGAGCUCCAGCUGGCCUGGAACAUCAGCUACGCCAACCAGGAGAUUUACAUGGAGCUGAGGGUCGUCGACAUCAAACAUGGCGUAGUCCUAGGGAUGUCUGACCGCGGGGAGCUGACCAACGCUGACCUGGUGGUGCUGUGGGACUCUGGAGUUAAUAGCUACUUUGGGGAUGCAUGGAGUGACAGCGAGGGUCACGUUUCACUGGACAGCCAACAAGACUACGAGUUGCUGGAAGCCAAACACAAACCUGAGGGAUUCUACCUGCUUUUCAAGAGACCGUUCAGUACCUGUGAUCCCAGAGACUACCUCAUAGAGGAGGGAACCGUACACAUCAUCUAUGGACUUUUGGAUGAACCACUUGCCUCGCUGGAGCAGCUGAACCUUUCCCGGAUCCACACGGGACUUCAGAGGGUGCUGAUGCUUCGCCCCGACACGCCGCCGACCACCCUGCCUCCGGACGUGAACACGCUGGACGUCGUGGCGCCAAACGUCGUCAUCCCAAAUCAAGAGACCACCUACUGGUGCUUCAUACAGAAGCUGCCUGAAAACAUGCCCAAGAACCACAUUGUUAUGUAUGAGUCAGUGAUAACUCCAGGUAACGAGGCCAUCGUGCAUCACAUGGAGGUGUUCGAAUGUUCCCCGGACAUCCGCGACGUUCCAGAGUACAGCGGCUCCUGCGAUGACAAGAUGAAGCCGGGCAAGCUCAACUUCUGCCGCCAUGUGCUUGCUGCAUGGGCCAUGGGUGCUGAGGCUUUCUACUAUCCUCCCGAUGCAGGGCUGCCUAUGGGCGGACCAGGAUCCUCCAGGUUCCUUCGCCUGGAGGUCCAUUACCACAACCCUCUCCUUAUAUCUGGUCGUCGUGACUCAUCGGGGAUACGGUUGCAUUACACCCCGAGUCUGAGGCGUUACGAUGCAGGGAUCAUAGAGCUGGGCCUCGUUUAUACUCCCGUCAUGGCUAUCCCACCCAAACAAACCACCUUCUACCUCAACGGAUAUUGCACCUCCAAGUGUACCCACACUGCUUUUCCUCCAGGAGGAAUCUAUAUAUUUGCGUCCCAGCUGCACACCCACCUGGCGGGCCGUGGGGUGAGGACGGUUUUGGUGAGGGGAGGCAAAGAGCUGGAGGUGGUGCAGGAGGACCAGCAUUUCAGCACACACUACCAGACGAUCCGAGUUCUAAGGAAAAUGGCGAAUGUUUUACCCGGCGACGUCCUUGUAACAAAGUGUACUUAUAACACAGAAGACAGAAGCAAGCCUACAGUGGGAGGUUUUGGCAUCAUGGAGGAAAUGUGUGUAAACUACGUUCACUACUACCCUCGAACUAAGCUGGAGCUCUGCAAGAGCCACGUCGACCCAGAGUACCUGCAGAAAUACUUCAGCUUCAUUAACAGGUUCCACGGAAACGACCGGUGUGUGUGCGGCGAGGUCGGUGUGACAGAGCAGUAUUCUCAACUACAGUGGGACGAGUUCACCGGAGAAGUGCUGGACUCCCUCUACAACACAGCCCCCAUCUCCAUGCACUGCAACCAGUCCAGUGCACGCCUCUUUCCUGGAGAGUGGGACAAACAGCCUGUACCGGUGGUUACCUCCAUGCUUGAAAAACCUCGCUACCCUUGUGAGGGAGGAGCACAUCCCACCAGCCGACCCCUCACACCCCCGGUCUGAGCGAAGGGGGCAUCGUGGCAUGCUUCAGCCUGGCGAGAGGGCACUUAACCUGGGGAAAGUUAAAGAAGCUCCCGUGAAUUGCAGAAUUUACCGUUGUUUUAUCUGUGUUUGGGGAUAGAUGACAUCCUCUAUUGGGGUUUCUGUCAUUCGCUGUAAUUAUAUAGCCACUGUCUGUGAUGGUAAUCCUACUCAUAUGUCAUGUUUCAAAGCACUGGACAUGUGAAUUGGGAUUGGCAUGUCACAAACUAAAAAAAAAGUGCGAAUGACUAAUUGGUGCUGGCGACAAAAGUGAUUACUUUAAAAAUAAAUGAAUAAUAUUUACUACUCCUUCACAUAAAAUAAAGAAAUAAAAU